Molecule: messenger RNA, 1953 nt
Organism: Ambispora gerdemannii
Lineage: Eukaryota; Fungi; Glomeromycota; Glomeromycetes; Archaeosporales; Ambisporaceae
Source: the annotation of a GenBank genome assembly
AUGCCUUCAACACAACUUUUCACGAUAAAUGAACUCGGCUGUUCCAUUCCAGCAAACACGCCACAUGCUGUAUCAGUGACACUGCCAACCUGGCAGGAUAAUGUAGAUUAUGAGGAAGGUAGAGAACGUGUGUUGAGUAAAAUGGUGAAUGGAUAUCCAAGGUUUUUUAUACAUAACCUUAUUAAGAAGCUCAUGUCUCAUUGCGAACAAAAAUUUGCGAAAUCCAUGGAAUCAUGUUUAUUGUUUCCUUCACGGAAAGCCGCGCAAAGAUGUCGUGAUUUUCUGAGAAAAUAUUACACACCACUAGAUGCUUUGUCAUUAUCCGCAUCUACAUCUAUUUCGAAAGCUUCUUCGACUAUAGCACGUCUUGCAGAGAUUACAGUUCUUGCACCUACAGCUGAACAUGUUGAAUCAUCAUUACCUAAUGCGGUCACUCUUUAUGUGGUAAUAUUUCCGAAAGAUGCUUUUCCAGUCGCCAAAUUGUAUUGGCAACAUACCGGGGAUGGAAUUUCUUCGCGUCAAGCAGAAUAUGUUCUUCGUCUAUUGCAGGCUAAACAGGCAGAAGAACAAACCCAAGAAAAAUUAAUGAAUCGAAAAAUAUCGCCCAGGAAACGAUAUUCUAAUUCGCGUUCUCCUGUAACCAUGGCUAGCUUAACUAAUACCAAUAAUGACAUUAAUAAUAUCAAUAAUAAUAUUACAAAUAAUAUUGACAAUAGUAUUACAGACAAUAAUAACAAUAUUAAUAGCAGUAAUAUUGAUAUUAAUUAUAAUAAAAAGGAAUUGACAGAAUUAUUAUUUGAAGUGGAUUCAUAUGUAGAAGAAAGAUAUGGUCGCAACCUUUCAGUCGAAUUUGCCGAAAAGGCAAAGAUUAUUCUAAAACGUCGAAUUGCAGGGGUUUUGGGGGUAGAGAGUAAUGAAGAGGAUUUACAAAGUGUAGCUUCAAAGUCAAUUGAAGGCAUUUCAGAACGCGAGGUUACAGAACUAACGGAGGAUGAUGUGUAUCUUUUUCCUAGCGGAAUGAGUUCUAUAUUCAUUGCUCAUCAAAUUAUACUCGCUGCAUUUCCACCCAAGAAAAGUGUGUGUUUUGGUUUUGUGUAUGCUGAUACUUUGAAAGUUUUGGAAAAGUUUGGACCUGGAUGCCAUUUCUUUGGUCAUGGUUCCUCGACAGAUAUUGAUGCAUUAGAGAAUUUGCUCGCCUCAGGCGAAAGAAUCCUCUGCCUAUUAUGCGAAUUUCCUUCAAAUCCAUUAUUGAAAUCACCGGAUCUAAAACGUCUAAGAGCAUUAGCGGACAAAUAUGAUUUUUUGAUAAUUGUGGAUGAGACUAUCGGGAAUUUUGUGAAUGUUAGUGUUUUAGCAUGGGCGGAUUUAAUUGUGUCUAGUCUCACGAAGAUUUUUAGUGGCGAUAGUAAUGUUAUGGGCGGAGGAUUGAUGUUGAACCCGCAACGCCGACAUUAUCUGAAACUGAAAGAAACCUUAAAAGUGGAGUAUGAGGAUCUCUUUUGGGCUGAGGAUGCGAUCUUUCUUGAAAGAAAUUCUAGAACUUUUAGAGAACGAAUACUAAAGAUAAAUGAAAAUGCCGAAAUUCUCUGUGAUCUUCUUAAUAACAACUCGAAAGUUAAGAAAGUCUACUAUCCAAAAUUCGUGUCAUCCGAGAUUUAUGUUCAAUACAUGCGAAGAAACGGAGGCUAUGGUGGCCUAUUCUCGAUCACUUUUCAUUCUGAACUCGCGUCUGCGCAAUUCUUUGAUGCGCUCCCAAUCGCCAAAGGCCCAUCUUUAGGCACAAAUUUUACACUCGCAUGUCCUUACACGAUUUUGGCGCAUUAUACAGAAUUGGAUUGGGCUGCUGGAUUUGGCGUUGAGAAAGGUUUGGUUAGAGUGAGCGUGGGUUUGGAAGAUAAAGAGAUAUUGCUUGCGGCUUUUCAGACUAGCUUGGAUGCUAUCACUGAUAAUUGA